Messenger RNA from Gadus macrocephalus (Pacific cod), 3549 nucleotides. Its product is annotated as cdc42 effector protein 3. Lineage: Eukaryota; Metazoa; Chordata; Actinopteri; Gadiformes; Gadidae. The transcript has 2 exons. The coding region runs from base 1241 to 1843 and encodes 200 amino acids. The record is from RefSeq and is a predicted model, not a curated record.
ACGCACCGGCAGUGGUGGCCUGCGGGCGGGGGGGAGGAGGGCUUUAGACAAGCCUACAUGGGGCAGGAAAUCAGGAAAUGGGCAGAGAAGAGGGACAAUGACAUGGAGAUUACGUGAUCAGUUAGCCCCCGCUGCUAGCUAGUCCCCCUUGCGUUUGAUGACGCUUCUCAUAACUUCCUGCUACACGCACACACAAACACACACACACACACACACACACACAGACACACACAAGCCCCGAAACAGGAACACACAUGCACUCCCUCUCUCAGUCAAACACGCGCCUUACCUCUGCGGAGUCAGCCUACAACCCCCUGCGCUCUCAAGUGCAAACAAACUACACCUCGCUAAAUUAGCUUUGCAAAUCGCCUUUUCUCUGCCAGGGGAUCACCAGUGUCACAGGCUGUGAACCAACGUGGAACCGGCUCCCGAACAGGUUUUUCCUCAGUUUCUUUCUCUCUUUCUGUGUCAUUUGCUCUUCCUCUCCCUCCCAUCAUUACCUCUCUCCUCAGGUAGUUGAUGCUGUCACCCAAUCCAACUGCCGGCGACUCCCAGCCCUCACAGUGACUCAACGUGCGACUCACGGAGCAAAGAGGAGAUGACAUCAUCGACUGGCUGGCUGGCAAACAGCCACCAGAGAACCUCAGGCUUCACCUGACUGCCUUGGGCCUCCUGUUCUCUGACCUCGCCUGGUUAAUCUGUCAGUGUAAAGGAAGGACCCUUUUCACACCUGCGGAGAGCUCCUCACUGAAGCACUGGACUGGGAAAGCCUUUGAGGACAAGGCGACAGCGGCAUUGGGGUCGGAUACAGAGCGGCUUCAUCUGAAAGGAUUGAGUGUGGUGAAGGGAAGAGGUUCAAGCCGACUUGAUUAUCCUGAAGAACUAUCUUAUUUUUGACAGUUGGAGUUCUUCUCUGGCUCUCGUGUUUACGGAAGGCGCCGUCUCCAGAGACUCCAUUUUUGUGUCGGGGUUGCAGCACCAUGAUCUUCCCUAGCUGUUGAACAAGCCUUAUCAUGUCACAAAGGAUCCUAUCGGCUUUACAAGCAGCAGUCAGAGCGUAGCUUUUCCAAGCUGCCUGUUUGUGUGGGUGUCAAAAGAGUCUGGUUGUUACGCCAAAAGAAAGUUGAAGACGAGAUGCUCUUAGGAUUUACCUCUUUGUGAGAGCCAAACAUUGAUCGACAGACGAUUGGAGCAGGAAAUAAAGACAAAUACGUCCACAAACACAACAAAGCUUGCCAAGAUGCCACUAAGGACCACUUUUCGGAAGCAGUAUUCAGGGAGGUGGAGAUUGAACUCAAAGCACCGGGAGGUGUUGUCCGUCAACAUGAUCAGCCUACCCUUGGCCGAUUUCCGGCACGUCUCCCACAUUGGAAACAACGCCCACACGGACAGCUUUGGGGACCUUUCCUUCUUAAAAAAGGGCCACAGCCUCCUCUUAAAAAGCUCUCAAAGUGAGCAGAACCUCUUUCUGGCCUGCUCGCCGCCCCCCAAGCCCCCUCGCCUCAACCUGGACGAGGAGGCUCCUGGGAACCCGGGGUGGGACGGGGCACGCCAUGCCCCGCAGAAGAGGAAGAAGUGCAGCUCUCUGCCCCUGCUGGACACCGAGGAGAUGGAGGAGGAGAUGGACGGCAUGAUGGAGUACCAGCACAGGGCCUCCAACCUGAGGCACAGUCCCAGCCGAGGCAGCCUGAGCUCAGAGCGCGACAGGGACUCCAGCGCCACCUGUUCGGAGGAUGUGGCCAGUCAGCUGAAGGAGGAGGAUAGCAGCCUCUCCUUCAGCCUGGAUCUUGGUCCUUCUAUCCUUGAUGAUGUUCUCCGGGUGAUGGAGAAUCUGCACCAUUGAUGGAGAGGACUAUUUCUUUAAUGUAUUUGUCCUAUCAGUGUGAUUCGAUGUCGCUGUACAAACUGAAUGUAUCUAUCGAAUAUUUUGGGAUAAUGUCAGAUUCUAAUAAUGGAAUGGUUUUUUUUUCCGAAUUUCAAGGUAAAGGACUUUAUGAACAAAAAGUCCACCGCACAGAAGUCGCUCUGGUUCUGGUAUAGAGUUUUGCCCUUCCAGAGCAGACUGUGGACAAUUUAUGUUACCCUAGGAUGAAUAAACCACAUGUUACAUGGCUGCAGCUUAGUGUAUGUGAAGCAAGCGUGCAAAGAAAAAACAUUAACUUUAACGCAAGAAAUGGUGCAAAAGAAUGCAUACUUGUGGACCAACAACAUUGGUGGAACUAGUGUGAUCUUGUAUCGUAAAACCUAUAAUAAUCACCGGUUGUGAGAUUCGACUAGGUGCAACUGCCAAAUGCACAUCAGGUGUGGGGUUUCCCCGGGGGGGGGAGGGUCCAAGGGCCAGGCCCAGGCAGCAGAAACAAGUCUACACAAAACAGAGUCUGCGGUCUAUUUGUUGUCGUUGUCUGUGAUCCUUAGAAUUGUUCAAACAUAAACCCAAUCACCCGUGGAGACGUGAGCUCAAACAAAUAAUAAAAAGUUAAUGUUCUUCUAACAUAACCCGCUACGGCGGAAGAGGCUGUUAAUAGGUGAGCUCCUUUAUUCAUCACCUCCAGCCCGUCUGCACAGAUCCAAGGGGAUUGUUGUGACUCCAGGCUGUCAUUUUUAGGUAACCCUAGGAAGCAUGCGGACGGAAUGCGAGGCCCACGAGUGAUGUCUUUUUCUCUCGGCGUCCUUGCCAUUCCAACGUGUGCCUGGGGCAAUUACUCCUCUGCACGCACCCCAGAGGCCCCACUCAAAGGUAGACCAAGGUACCCCCCCCCCCAGUUUCCAACCUCAACAACACAGUGAAAACAAACAUUUACCUCUGCUUCCAAUAAAAGGCAGCUGCUGGUGGCAGCUCGGGCCUCAACCCAAACCAGGCCUCAGGCCCAAGACCUGAGGCAAAAAGAAAAAUAUCAAGAAGGCUGUUUUCUUAGCUGUGAGUCGGUGUCCCAUGCACUUGUGAGUGGCACGAGAGAGGGAAAGUGGUAAGGGGUAAUGCGAUACUUCCACAUGUGCAGGGGGCCGUGGUGGGAGGGAGACCAGAGACAUCCAUUGCUACAAGCAGGAUCUCUGAUGAGGGAUUAAACACUACCUGCUGAACAAACACCACCAAAAUAAAAAAAGGAUGGAUUCACGCACGCACAUGUGAAAGGACGGGCAUUCAGAGGCCCUUUUGCCUCAUAGACACCCGACGUGCAGACUUUUCAGUCGAUUCAGGUGCAGAAUCGGCCAGACCCUUAGCACAGACAGUGAUGGAGACUGUUCCCGAGGAGCUGUCACGACAGCCGCAUGCAUUGUUAGUUCCCUCCUGGGGUCUUGUCGAAAGACCCACCCCCAGUGGUGCGCCCCCCUGAUGGAGGUCAAGUGACAGACUUGGAUUUGAUGCAAAACCCAAUGGACACACUUGUUGGUGUGUUUGUACUUUACAUCUCUCUAUCGCUCCAUGAACCGAAUUCUGCUCGUUGUACUUUUUUCUUUUACCCAUAACCCGUUGGGAACAUUCCUGCAUUUGAAUCUGUACCACUUUUAUAUUUUUGAAAAUAAAGAAAACAAUCUUUUGAAUUCCAA